CCAGCCCCCUUCUCCUUAAACAGCCAAUGAGGAUGCCAUCUAUUCAUGAGGUGGAGUAGGAGCAGCCAUGUGUAGGCAGCCUGCCACAGGAGGAGGUGUGACUCCAUGAGCCAAAAGUGUGUGUAUGCACAAGAGUGUGCUCACACUGAGAGAGGAGGUGGUGGAGUAUAGAGAGUGGAGGGAGAGAGUGUAUGUAGGCAUGCAAGUGAGACUCCAGGGAAGGAGUGACAGGCAAAGAGGGGAAGAAAGCCAGAGCGACAGAGGGGAUCUCUGAGGAUACACGGAUGAGAAAGAGGUGUGGGGGAGCCAAGGAAGAGGAGCCCGAGUGUGUAUCGCCCAAGGGGGAGUUCAUACACACCGCAGACAGCACACACUCCAGCGGGCACUCGGCACUGUUUCCCUGACAACUAGAAUGGGCUGCAAUUUGUGCACCUUGCAGAAACGGGAGGAACACUACAAACUGCUCUACGAGAUCGCACAGGUAAAUGGUUUGGCCAAGGUCGAACAUGAUGAAGCAGUGGUGGAGGCCAUCAGGCGAGACCCUAUCGUUGUCCAGGUUCUCCGACGUACCCCCACCAGAGCCGCGGCGGCUGUCGUACAAAACGGCACCAGCUCGCCGCAGGACGUGUGUGUGGUCGAUGUGUGCACGCAAACAGACAUCACCUUUGAACAUAUUAUGGCACUGGCCAAGCUUCGGCCUGCUACCCCACCAGUCCCUGACAUUUGUCCCUUCCUGCUGUCUGACAGCUGUCACUCAAUCCACACUAUGGAACAUGAGUUUUAUGAAUGUCCAGAGUACCUGUCUAACACCACAGCAGAUGUGGAGAGGAUCGUAGAGUAUGAGUAUGAGGAAGUGGAGCUAUGCAGGCAGAACAGCCAAGAAAAGCUGGGCCUGACACUGUGCUACAGGACUGAUGAUGAGGAGGACACUGGGAUCUAUGUGAGCCAGGUUGAGCCGAACAGCAUAGCGGCAAAAGACGGGCGCAUAAAGGAAGGAGAUCGUAUUCUGCAGAUAAAUGGCUGUGAAGUACAAGACAGAGAGAAGGCUGUUGCCCUGUUGUCAAGUGAAGAAGCAAGGAGCAUCACACUACUGGUGACAAGGCCAGAAAUCCAGUUGGAUGAGGAGGCUGGAUGGCUGGACGAUGAGCAACAGGAGCUCAUGGAGGAGAUCCUCGAGGAGAGGAGGAAGCAGAAGGAACAUGGCUUUGACAGGGGAGAUGAGAAUCAAGCUGAAGAAGGGAUGACAACAGACACAGCUACAUGUUCUUCCAACAAUCAAGACAGUGGGUUUGGACGCAGUACGGACAGUCCGGAGCACCAACCACUGCUGGCUAAACUCCAAAGAAGGAGCCCAGCUCAUUGCCUAAGGGAGCGGUGGCGGGCAGAGCAUCCCCACACCAAGCGAGGAGCUGUUGUCCCACGGGAAAACCAGAGCACGAGAACACUGUCCACAGGCCAAGGCCACGAAGGGGUAGGGAGUGUUCGCAAUAGUGGAGGUGGGAUCUUAGGUUUGGAGAAUCGCUUCCAGCAACUCUUGGAGCUCAAGUGUCAGAUCCGAAACGGGGGUGAGUGUGGGGUGUACUCAAUUCGACACAGUAUAGAGUGUAGCCUUACUGAACAAGGGGGAGAGGAUGCCGAUUGCGUAGAUGACAUAGGGGGAGGGGUGGAGCAGGAGUUGAGGAUGCUAAACGAGGAACUGCGCAGCAUUGAGCUCGAAUGCCAGAGCAUUAUGCAGGCCCAUCAGCUUCGCCAGUCCCAUCAGCAGGAGCACUCACAGCCGUUGCCCUGUUCACCAGGAAGGAGCACCAAAGAUGGACACAAGCGGCACAGCAGGCUGGCUGACAUUCACGAACACCCAGAGAGGUUGGAAGCCGAUAAGAUGCGCGAGAAGGAUAGCUCCAGUGCCUACAACACAGCAGAAAGUGCACGCUCAACACCACUGGGUAUGGAGAGAUCUCCUGACCACUCUCUGCAGAGACACAUCAGCAUUACCAACCAGAAAAACCUCAGACUGGCUUCUUCAACACCCUCAAGCCCUAUUCCUAUCCCCAAGCCCCAGGGCACAUCUAGUCGUAGCAGACAAGCAGAUCCAGGUCCUGUAAUCUCAAGCAGCCCUGAUCAGAGCAACCCUUCCAGGUCUGAGUCAGACCCUGCUCUGCCUGCAGAUGAUGAGAGGUGUGAGAAGAAAGGGAGGACCAGAGAGUCAAGGAGAGGGCUUCCUUAUGCUUCUUCAUAUCACACGACCCCUUAUCAUGGCCAGGGAGGAUCUAAGCAACUUCAGAGCUACAUGCAACUGCUACAGCAGCAUUCAUCCGUGGAGUAUUCGCAGAGCCAGCUGAGUCUCCUCAGUGUCUGCCGAGAUCCCGUGCACCGUAACGGACGCCCUGGGGAACCACGACUAGAGUGGAAGGUCAAAGUUCGAGCUGACGGGACGCGAUACGUUGCCCGGAGGCCUGCUCGUGAUCGCAUACUGAGGGAGAGGGCGCUAAGGAUCAGAGAGGAGAGGAGUGGAGGCAUGACCACAGAUGAUGACGCCAUGAGUGAGAUGAAGAUGGGCCGCUACUGGAGCAAAGAGGAGAGGAAGCAGCACCUGGCACGUGCCAGGGAGCAAAGAAAGAGGAGGGAGUUUAUGCAAAAGAGCCGCCUGGAGUGUUUAAAGGAGGGACCACUGAGUGGAGCUGAAGGCAGGAAGGAGAUCAAUAUCUUGGAGCUCAGUCACAAAAAGAUGAUGAAGAAACGAAAUAAAAAGAUCCUGGAUAACUGGAUGACUAUUCAGGAGCUGAUGAGCCAUGGGGCCAGAGUCCCAGAGGGCUCCAAAGUCCAUAAUGCCUUUCUUUCUGUCACAACUGUGUAAUAAAAGAUAUUAAGUCAGGUAGACAGCAAUCGAGGAACUACUGCUUGUUUUUUCUUCUUUUUUUUAAGUGUACAUUUCUGAGAUUAAAUCAAAUACGUUAACGCCGAAGACGUCUGUAGCAUUCCCAAAGCAACUCUGGAACUAACACUUUAAGAAUGUUUGAAUAGUUCAACAAUCAAUUGCAAGACCUCGGCCAUACAAACUGUUUUUUACGCUGGCAUUUUGGUAAUGCUCCCUGCUUCUGGUAGCGCGUUGGUUCAAACAGAUUCACGUAACAGACUGAGGGACCAACACAUUAACCUUGUGUAUACCAUGUACUGUGUCUCCAUUACUCUCGUUUCUUUUGUGUCAUUGCACAUGAAGCGACUUCACUUGCCUCGAUCGAGGUGUUUGGCUGUUUUUUUUAUAAUGGGGGAAAUACGAUAUUUUUCACACAGCUUUUUGUAAAGAAAUUUUUACACUGAAUGUCAAAGUACUGUAAGCAUUUUAUUCUAAUUUCUUAUUUAUGUUUAUUACCACCAAAUCGUCGAUGUCAGAAGUGACACUAAUUGAUUGUAUUGUAGCCCGCAGUGAGAGAGACCUCAUUACAUUGCUAAAGGACUACGACUCCACAUCUAAAACCACUGCUUUUAUUGUGUUGAUAAAGUCACUUGAGUCAGACUUGUCUGAUAAGCAGCACUGAAUUUAAGGCACUGAAAGACUCAAUUUUGCCAUCUCAAAAGCUCAUUUUGUUCAUGAGCUGGGAGGGCUUUUUUGAUACAGCUUUACCUCAACUUACAGAACAAACUGACCUGUCAAGUAUUUGAAUUUUGGGGCAAAAGGAAUGGCUGACCUUCAACCCUCCCUUUGAAACAUAAUCGCGUGAAUUGUGUUAAACAUGUUAAACAAACUCUUAUUUAUAUUGUUUACUGUCGUUUGUAUUUAUUGUAAAUUCCUUUUUAUAGUCUGUCUAAAAUGUUUCGGUGCAGCUAGCCUUGAAAAGGCAACACUUUUCAAGGUGCUGUCAAUGAAAAUGUAUAAUAUUUGCAGCCUUUCAACUCAGUCUGCUGUUUUCACUGUAAAGUUAAUUGACGAGGCCUUGAGUUCAGUAUUUGUUGAUGGUGAUAUUUGUAAUAAAAGAACAAUAAGAAAAAAAAUCUGUAGAAAGAUAUUUUUUCAGUGAGUAAUCACCUCCUGUUCAACUGCAUAUCUACCCAAAUAUCUAGUAAGCCAGUCACAUUCUUAGUUAUCCUGCAAUAGGGUUAAUCUGCUGGAGACUUCCCAUGAUGAAUUGAGCAUUUCUUCUUCACUCAUCAUUAGCACUCAUUAAAAACUCACUCUCACUACUAUAUAUUGCUAUUUGUCCUAUUCUCUUGUCCUGCUCUCUUCUCUUUCCCCUCACAUCCACCUGGUGGUGGAUGACUGCCACUCCCUGAGCCUGCUUCUGCCAGAGGUUUCUUCUUGUUUAAAGUUAUUCUUUCCCACUGUUGCUUGCUUACAGCGGGUUUUCUGAUCGUUGAGAUUCUUCCUAAUACCACGUGCUACUCCUGUCAGCUAAGAAAAGUAAACUGAGGCUACAAUUUAUACAGAUUAAUUCAGAUAGUAGGAUGAGAAUGUGAAAUAAACAUGAAAGCAUGGAUGCAUCUUGCCUUGUAUUUACAGCUCACAGUGGUGGUGUAAUGGAAAUAUGAUCUCGGCACUUUUAAAUCCCUUUCGUACUUACUGAAUAUUGUUUAACUGUCACACCCAACCUGAGUGUUUUUGCUGACCAUAUCGAUCCCUUUAUGACCAUAUUCUGAUGGUUGUUUCCAGCAGGAUAACACAUCACGUCAGUUUAAAUUGUCUCAAACUGGUGUCUUGUCCAUGUCAUUGAGUUCCUUUAGGAUGUGGUGGAAUACGUUGAUUCGUAUCAUGGAUCUGCAGCCAGCAAAUAUCUCGCAAGUGCGUUAUGCUGCUGUGAAUUAAGGAGUUCUGAAGGUAAACGUUUUCUGGUGAGUGUAUACUGGAGCAAAUUUGCAUUCAGUAAAUUAUUUCACACAGCCUUUAAAGCUGUGUUUUUCUAACAUAAUUGUUGAUAAUGAAACAUGACUAUAGCUCUGAGGAUCCCAGUUGUUCUACAUUCAGAUAGUAAACACUAUCUGACAGGUAAUAAGGACUUUUUCAGUCGGAAUAUAUCCUUACAUAUCUUUACACUAAACCUAUUCAGUGGCAUCCUCAAGAGUGGCCCUAUGAAACAUAAAUAUUAGUUCCUAAAAUCAGAAUACUUGACAAAAUUCAUAUCAAUCAUAGGGUGUUUCUACUAUGCAUAUCUCUCCUACGUGUCAAAGAACCCCGAACACAAUUUUUAGUGAUUCGCUCUGAAUGUCUUCUUCAAACAAACCAUGCAUUAUGCAUGCCGAGGAUAGAAGUUUACAUGUUUGGAUUUGAGAGAGAUUCUUAUAAAAGUGUACUCUUUGCAGACUGCAUUGUCUCCUGCAGAGAGACAACACAUUUGAUGUGCGCGGAUGUGCAUCAGGAAGCAUGAGAGGAGGCGGGCGUGCUGUUUAUCUGAGACUCAUAAUAAAGGAAUGCGCUGUAGCUGGUGGAAAGUGAAGCGACUGAUCGAUACUGUGCAAUCGGCUACACGCUCAAAUCUUUGUGAAAGAUCAUAAAGAAAUGAUUGCUCAGUGAAUUCAUACAAGGUGAAUAAAUGCAGCACAUGGAAAAACACCACACCUGCCUCAAGGCUUUACCAAGACUCAUGAUCUCCAUAUUCACAGGAAUUCAUAAAGCAUUUUGAUUUUUUUUUUUUCCUUUGGUGUCUUCAUUGCAUGCAUAGUAAUUUAGCCUGUCGCUACAGUUUACAGUAUUCAUGUAUUCAUACCAGGAUGACUGACUCACAUUGUGGGGGGUGGGAUAUUGGUGCAAGGGAUGGGUGUGUGUGUGAUGGGGGUGCAUGUCCAUUUAGUGAUAGGAGGCAUCAAAGCUAAACUAUACUCCCAUUUCAAAGCAUUAAAGAGACACCGGUGAAGUCUCCUCAUUCCCUGUCAGUCUACUGUGUGUGUCCACAGCCCACUGAACUGAGGAAUUAAUGAGAGACAUCCGAGUGACAUCCCCAUCACCAGGGCCUUUAUGCAUAACAUUAAAUCAGGUAAACACUGCACCUACUUUUCUCACAGCUCCCCAUCUCCUCAUAUAAUAUCCAGCCAGUUUUAUCUGUGUGACAGAAGUGGCACAGGAACUGAGGAAUAAUUCCCUGCAGUCAGCCUAGUAUUAUAAAUGAUUAAUCCCAGUGUG
Haplochromis burtoni (Burton's mouthbrooder) is the source of this 6109-nucleotide messenger RNA. It is a transcript of the gene pdzrn4, whose product is annotated as PDZ domain containing ring finger 4. The record is from RefSeq and is a predicted model, not a curated record. The coding region runs from base 413 to 2854 and encodes 813 amino acids. The transcript is spliced from 10 exons. Gene Ontology annotation, molecular function: protein binding. NCBI's taxonomy places the organism in Eukaryota, Metazoa, Chordata, Actinopteri, Cichliformes, Cichlidae.